This is a messenger RNA of Parnassius apollo (apollo), 5391 nucleotides long. The record is from the annotation of a GenBank genome assembly. Lineage: Eukaryota; Metazoa; Arthropoda; Insecta; Lepidoptera; Papilionidae.
AUGUCAGAAAAUGAGCCUAGAGGAGCUACACUUCAGUGCAUAUCAUCAUAUCUAAAGCCUAGAGGAGCUACACUUCAAUGCAUAUCAUCAUAUCUAAAGCCUAGAGGCGCUACACUUCAGUGCAUAUCAUCAUAUCUAAAGCCUAGAGGAGCUACACUUCAAUGCAUAUCAUCAUAUCUAAAGCCUAGAGGCGCUACACUUCAGUGCAUAUCAUCAUAUCUAAAGCCUAGAGGAGCUACACUUCAAUGCAUAUCAUCAUAUCUAAAGCCUAGAGGCGCUACACUUCAGUGCAUAUCAUCAUAUCUAAAGCCUAGAGGAGCUACACUUCAGUGCAUAUCAUCAUAUCUAAAGCCUAGAGGAGCUACACUUCAGUGCAUAUCAUCAUAUCUAAAGCCUAGAGGAGCUACACUUCAGUGCAUAUCAUCAUAUAUAAAGCCUAGAGGAGCUACACUUCAGUGCAUAUCAUCAUAUCUAAAGCCUAGAGGAGCUACACUUCAGUGCAUAUCAUCAUACCUAAAGCCUAGAGGAGCUACACUUCAGUGCAUAUCAUCAUAUCUAAAGCCUAGAGGAGCUACACUUCAGUGCAUAUCAUCAUAUCUAAAGCCUAGAGGAGCUACACUUCAGUGCAUAUCAUCAUAUCUAAAGCCUAGAGGAGCUACACUUCAGUGCAUAUCAUCAUAUCUAAAGCCUAGAGGAGCUACACUUCAGUGCAUAUCAUCAUAUCUAAAGCCUAGAGGAGCUACACUUCAGUGCAUAUCAUCAUAUCUAAAGCCUAGAGGAGCUACACUUCAGUGCAUAUCAUCAUAUCUAAAGCCUAGACGAGCUACACUUCAAUGCAUAUCAUCAUAUCUAAAGCCUAGAGGCGCUACACUUCAGUGCAUAUCAUCAUAUCUAAAGCCUAGAGGAGCUACACUUCAAUGCAUAUCAUCAUAUCUAAAGCCUAGAGGCGCUACACUUCAGUGCAUAUCAUCAUAUCUAAAGCCUAGAGGAGCUACACUUCAGUGCAUAUCAUCAUAUCUAAAGCCUAGAGGAGCUACACUUCAGUGCAUAUCAUCAUAUCUAAAGCCUAGAGGAGCUACACUUCAGUGCAUAUCAUCAUAUCUAAAGCCUAGAGGAGCUACACUUCAGUGCAUAUCAUCAUAUCUAAAGCCUAGAGGAGCUACACUUCAGUGCAUAUCAUCAUAUCUAAAGCCUAGAGGAGCUACACUUCAGUGCAUAUCAUCAUAUCUAAAGCCUAGAGGAGCUACACUUCAGUGCAUAUCAUCAUACCUAAAGCCUAGAGGAGCUACACUUCAGUGCAUAUCAUCAUAUCUAAAGCCUAGAGGAGCUACACUUCAGUGCAUAUCAUCAUAUCUAAAGCCUAGAGGAGCUACACUUCAGUGCAUAUCAUCAUAUCUAAAGCCUAGAGGAGCUACACUUCAGUGCAUAUCAUCAUAUCUAAAGCCUAGAGGAGCUACACUUCAGUGCAUAUCAUCAUAUCUAAAGCCUAGAGGAGCUACACUUCAGUGCAUAUCAUCAUAUCUAAAGCCUAGAGGAGCUACACUUCAGUGCAUAUCAUCAUAUCUAAAGCCUAGAGGAGCUACACUUCAGUGCAUAUCAUCAUAUCUAAAGCCUAGAGGAGCUACACUUCAGUGCAUAUCAUCAUAUCUAAAGCCUAGAGGAGCUACACUUCAGUGCAUAUCAUCAUAUCUAAAGCCUAGAGGCGCUACACUUCAGUGCAUAUCAUCAUAUCUAAAGCCUAGAGGCGCUACACUUCAGUGCAUAUCAUCAUAUCUAAAGCCUAGAGGAGCUACACUUCAAUGCAUAUCAUCAUAUCUAAAGCCUAGAGGAGCUACACUUCAGUGCAUAUCAUCAUAUCUAAAGCCUAGAGAGAGCUACACUUCACCUAGAGGAGCUACACUUCAGUGCAUAUCAUCAUAUCUAAAGCCUAGAGGAGCUACACUUCAGUGCAUAUCAUCAUAUCUAAAGCCUAGAGGAGCUACACUUCAGUGCAUAUCAUCAUAUCUAAAGCCUAGAGGAGCUACACUUCAGUGCAUAUCAUCAUAUCUAAAGCCUAGAGGAGCUACACUUCAGUGCAUAUCAUCAUAUCUAAAGCCUAGAGGAGCUACACUUCAGUGCAUAUCAUCAUAUCUAAAGCCUAGAGGAGCUACACUUCAGUGCAUAUCAUCAUAUCUAAAGCCUAGAGGAGCUACACUUCAGUGCAUAUCAUCAUAUCUAAAGCCUAGAGGAGCUACACUUCAGUGCAUAUCAUCAUAUCUAAAGCCUAGAGGAGCUACACUUCAGUGCAUAUCAUCAUAUCUAAAGCCUAGAGGAGCUACACUUCAGUGCAUAUCAUCAUAUCUAAAGCCUAGAGGAGCUACACUUCAGUGCAUAUCAUCAUACCUAAAGCCUAGAGGAGCUACACUUCAGUGCAUAUCAUCAUAUCUAAAGCCUAGAGGAGCUACACUUCAGUGCAUAUCAUCAUAUCUAAAGCCUAGAGGAGCUACACUUCAGUGCAUAUCAUCAUAUCUAAAGCCUAGAGGAGCUACACUUCAGUGCAUAUCAUCAUAUCUAAAGCCUAGAGGAGCUACACUUCAGUGCAUAUCAUCAUAUCUAAAGCCUAGACGAGCUACACUUCAAUGCAUAUCAUCAUAUCUAAAGCCUAGAGGCGCUACACUUCAGUGCAUAUCAUCAUAUCUAAAGCCUAGAGGAGCUACACUUCAGUGCAUAUCAUCAUAUCUAAAGCCUAGAGGCGCUACACUUCAGUGCAUAUCAUCAUAUCUAAAGCCUAGAGGAGCUACACUUCAAUGCAUAUCAUCAUAUCUAAAGCCUAGAGGCGCUACACUUCAGUGCAUAUCAUCAUAUCUAAAGCCUAGAGGAGCUACACUUCAGUGCAUAUCAUCAUAUCUAAAGCCUAGAGGAGCUACACUUCAGUGCAUAUCAUCAUAUCUAAAGCCUAGAGGAGCUACACUUCAGUGCAUAUCAUCAUAUCUAAAGCCUAGAGGAGCUACACUUCAGUGCAUAUCAUCAUAUCUAAAGCCUAGAGGAGCUACACUUCAGUGCAUAUCAUCAUAUCUAAAGCCUAGAGGAGCUACACUUCAGUGCAUAUCAUCAUAUCUAAAGCCUAGAGGAGCUACACUUCAGUGCAUAUCAUCAUAUCUAAAGCCUAGAGGAGCUACACUUCAGUGCAUAUCAUCAUAUCUAAAGCCUAGAGGAGCUACACUUCAGUGCAUAUCAUCAUAUCUAAAGCCUAGAGGAGCUACACUUCAGUGCAUAUCAUCAUAUCUAAAGCCUAGAGGAGCUACACUUCAGUGCAUAUCAUCAUAUCUAAAGCCUAGAGGAGCUACACUUCAGUGCAUAUCAUCAUAUCUAAAGCCUAGAGGAUCUACACUUCAGUGCAUAUCAUCAUAUCUAAAGCCUAGAGGAGCUACACUUCAGUGCAUAUCAUCAUAUCUAAAGCCUAGAGGAGCUACACUUCAGUGCAUAUCAUCAUAUCUAAAGCCUAGAGGCGCUACACUUCAGUGCAUAUCAUCAUAUCUAAAGCCUAGAGGCGCUACACUUCAGUGCAUAUCAUCAUAUCUAAAGCCUAGAGGAGCUACACUUCAAUGCAUAUCAUCAUAUCUAAAGCCUAGAGGAGCUACACUUCAGUGCAUAUCAUCAUAUCUAAAGCCUAGAGGAGCUACACUUCAGUGCAUAUCAUCAUAUCUAAAGCCUAGAGGAGCUACACUUCAGUGCAUAUCAUCAUAUCUAAAGCCUAGAGGACCUACACUUCAGUGCAUAUCAUCAUAUCUAAAGCCUAGAGGAGCUACACUUCAGUGCAUAUCAUCAUAUCUAAAGCCUAGAGGAGCUACACUUCAGUGCAUAUCAUCAUAUCUAAAGCCUAGAGGAGCUACACUUCAGUGCAUAUCAUCAUAUCUAAAGCCUAGAGGAGCUACACUUCAGUGCAUAUCAUCAUAUCUAAAGCCUAGAGGAGCUACACUUCAGUGCAUAUCAUCAUAUCUAAAGCCUAGAGGAGCUACACUUCAGUGCAUAUCAUCAUAUCUAAAGCCUAGAGGAGCUACACUUCAGUGCAUAUCAUCAUACCUAAAGCCUAGAGGAGCUACACUUCAGUGCAUAUCAUCAUAUCUAAAGCCUAGAGGAGCUACACUUCAGUGCAUAUCAUCAUAUCUAAAGCCUAGAGGAGCUACACUUCAGUGCAUAUCAUCAUAUCUAAAGCCUAGAGGAGCUACACUUCAGUGCAUAUCAUCAUAUCUAAAGCCUAGAGGAGCUACACUUCAGUGCAUAUCAUCAUAUCUAAAGCCUAGAGGAGCUACACUUCAGUGCAUAUCAUCAUAUCUAAAGCCUAGAGGAGCUACACUUCAGUGCAUAUCAUCAUAUCUAAAGCCUAGAGGCGCUACACUUCAGUGCAUAUCAUCAUAUCUAAAGCCUAGAGGAGCUACACUUCAAUGCAUAUCAUCAUAUCUAAAGCCUAGAGGCGCUACACUUCAGUGCAUAUCAUCAUAUCUAAAGCCUAGAGGAGCUACACUUCAAUGCAUAUCAUCAUAUCUAAAGCCUAGAGGCGCUACACUUCAGUGCAUAUCAUCAUAUCUAAAGCCUAGAGGAGCUACACUUCAGUGCAUAUCAUCAUAUCUAAAGCCUAGAGGAGCUACACUUCAGUGCAUAUCAUCAUAUCUAAAGCCUAGAGGAGCUACACUUCAGUGCAUAUCAUCAUAUCUAAAGCCUAGAGGAGCUACACUUCAGUGCAUAUCAUCAUAUCUAAAGCCUAGAGGAGCUACACUUCAGUGCAUAUCAUCAUACCUAAAGCCUAGAGGAGCUACACUUCAGUGCAUAUCAUCAUAUCUAAAGCCUAGAGGAGCUACACUUCAGUGCAUAUCAUCAUAUCUAAAGCCUAGAGGAGCUACACUUCAGUGCAUAUCAUCAUAUCUAAAGCCUAGAGGAGCUACACUUCAGUGCAUAUCAUCAUAUCUAAAGCCUAGAGGAGCUACACUUCAGUGCAUAUCAUCAUAUCUAAAGCCUAGAGGAGCUACACUUCAGUGCAUAUCAUCAUAUCUAAAGCCUAGAGGAGCUACACUUCAGUGCAUAUCAUCAUAUCUAAAGCCUAGAGGAGCUACACUUCAGUGCAUAUCAUCAUAUCUAAAGCCUAGAGGAGCUACACUUCAGUGCAUAUCAUCAUAUCUAAAGCCUAGAGGAGCUACACUUCAGUGCAUAUCAUCAUAUCUAAAGCCUAGAGGAGCUACACUUCAGUGCAUAUCAUCAUAUCUAAAGCCUAGAGGAGCUACACUUCAGUGCAUAUCAUCAUAUCUAAAGCCUAGAGGAGCUACACUUCAGUGCAUAUCAUCAUAUCUAAAGCCUAGAGGAGCUACACUUCAGUGCAUAUCAUCAUAUCUUUAUAAUAGGCAACAAUGCAAAUAG